UGUCAUGAAUCUUUGUGUGCGAUUUCUCACCAUACACAAAAAUAUACGUAUACACACCAAUAUGAAAUCAGAAAGAUUUGUGGCGAUUUUCAUUCGAGAAAAAGAGACCGUUUACAUAAAUAUUCUGUGAGUAUAGUCUUUCAGCAAAUCAGCGAUCGCUCCAUGAUGUUUAUCCAUCUUGCAAUUGUUUCUGCCCUCGCUGUGACGACAUGUGCAAGUACAUGUAUAUUGCCGGAGAUAACAUGUGAAACAGCAUGGGAGCAAAUGCCAGACAAGUUGUACCAGGUAUUUGGCGUCAAUGAUCCGUUUAACGAAGUAACGUCAUGUCGAACUAUGACGAAGAUACAAUCUAUAUUCAACACACAGCAGAUGAAAAUAAAUUUUACGAGUUACUCUGAGAAGUUUGGUCAGGGCCCUUUCAAAGGCAUUUAUCAAAAGAAAGACACGGGCACCUACAAAUUAAUCCUAUCGGAAGAAGCUCGCGAAGACGUAAUUCUUCAUGGCAAAUUCGUUGCUGAAGUUAAGAAAACAGAGAACGCCGAGGAUCCUGUUAAAGAAUUCGAUUCAUUCCUGGAUAACGAUCAAGUCUUCUACUCAUGCGAUGGAAAGGUGCUCAUUCAUGUUUGGUGCAAUGAAAACGGUAAGGACAUGACAACUUGAAUGUUCAUAACAGUAUUCAAACAAUCGUUGACUAACUUAAGCAGACAAUGAUCGUGUUCAAAAUUUUCAUUCAGUGAUUUCAUCUUGUUCAUUAUGCAUUUAACUUGAAUAUGCCGAAACAGAAAAAUGAUUUUAUUUGCAUAUUGAUAGGAAGAGGGAUUAGAGUGUUUAAAGGGAGUUCAAAAUCGACUGCCGAAGAUGCACUAUAUGUCCACAAUACUUUCGCGAAGUGGAAGAAUGGAUGGGAAAAUAUAAAGCUUCACCCUUCUACAUGCUCGCCUCAGCAUGCCAGUAUAUUUUAAAGACUACAAGUAAUAUUAUUAAUUCAACUUCAUGAAACGCCCAUGUUUUUUAUUCACACAAAAGAAUAUAUUAAUAGUGAAGAAUUUAUGCAUUUAAUAAGCAGUUAUUGUUUUAGAUCUUUAUAUACAGGUAUAAGAACAAUACAUUUAUCCAUCAUAAAGUGAAUGUUUUAUCUGGAUACUGAGUUAUAUAUAUUUUAUGAGAUGCUAAAUUAAGAUUGAAACAUAUCCUGUUCAGCUACAUAAAAAGUUAAAUCCCUACGAUGACUCCAAUGGUUCACAUACAGCAUAAGUAAUUUCAAACUUUACCGUUUUUGCAGCAAAUAUCGUAAAUGGCUAAAAUCGU
Molecule: messenger RNA, 1308 nt
Organism: Styela clava
Lineage: Eukaryota; Metazoa; Chordata; Ascidiacea; Stolidobranchia; Styelidae
Source: RefSeq, a predicted model, not a curated record